Messenger RNA from Drosophila montana, 2946 nucleotides. Its product is annotated as serine-aspartate repeat-containing protein F-like. Lineage: Eukaryota; Metazoa; Arthropoda; Insecta; Diptera; Drosophilidae. Bases 1 to 2757 code for a protein of 918 amino acids. The transcript has 2 exons. The record is from RefSeq and is a predicted model, not a curated record.
AUGGCUGCUUUCUAUGGCUUAAAUCUGAAGCCAUACUGUAAGUAUGUGCAAGUGGUAUCAAAGUCAUUUCACAUUUCGACCGUUGCACUGGACGAGGGGGAUUUCGUCAAGUUCUAUUUAACAAUCCACAAUCGGAAGUUUGCGCUGGCGACUCUAAGCAAGUCCAUUCCGCAAGCGGUGUUAGACUUGAACUUUGGCCGCGGCGAUGAAUUGACUUUUGAAUCGAUUGGCAAUGGUACAAUGUCCAUACUUGGCUACGUGCAUGACGGCCAUGAAUCGGAUGACGACUCAUUAUUUGGCGAAGCAGGUCCACAGAAUACGACAGCACGCAAUUGGUAUGGAGAGGAUUACUAUAUUGACGAUACCGAAAACGGUAUGGACAUGGAUUACGAUGAACGAACCUCCAAUGGUGGGCAGUACCUUAACGAUGGACACCACCACAACGAAUGGCCGAACGACAACGAUGUGCAGUCGGACAACGUUGGGAGGUCGGUGAGUGAUGGCCAAAUCGCCACCGCUAGGCUCUCGACAACCGACAGGCAGACUAACACCGAUAGGAGCUCUUGCCGAGAUGACCCGUCGCACACCGAUGGAGGGUCUGACAACGGCGUGCAGUCCGACUACCCUAGGAGGUCAAACAGCGUUGGCCAAUCUGACAACCUUUGGCAGUCUGACAACGAUGGAGAGUCUCACACCGAUAGGACUUCUUAUACGGAUAGUCAUUCGUACCCCAAUAGAAAGUCUAUCACCCAUGGGCAGUCUUGUACCGAAAGGAAUCCUGACAGCGAUGGCCGGUCGAAUACUGGUAGGAAGACCCACACUGGUCAAUCCGACACCGAUGGGUAUUCCGGCAAGAAGUCCAUCACCGAUAUGAAGUCAGACAAAGAUGUGAAGUUGGACAACCUUAGGAAUUCUGACAACCAUGGAUUAUCAAACAGUAGUGGCCAAUUGGACAAUCCUGGGCAUUCCGACACUGAUGGCCACUCUGGCAGCAAUAGCCAUUUAAAUUCAGAUACAAAGUCUAUCGCUCAUGAGCAGUCUGCAACUAAUGUGAAGUCAGACAAAGAUGUGAAGUUGGACAACCUUAGAAAGUCUGAGAACAAUAAGCUAUCCGACAACCAUGAACAGUCCGACAACGAUGGAGACUCGAACACCGAUAGGACAUCUUACACGGAUAAAAAGUCUAUUUACGAGGCUCAUUCUAACGCCGAUAUGAAGUCGAUAACAGAUGGCCACUCUGACGCCGACAGCAAGUCUCACACCGAUAGCAACUCUGACACAGCGAGAAAAUCGAUCAUUGAUGGCCAGUCUGAUACGGUUGCACCGGCUGACAAGGAUGUAAAGUCGGACAAUGAUAUGCUAUCAGACAAUCAACUGCAGCCUGACAACGAUAGAGAGUCUGACAUCGACAGGACAUCUUAUACGGACACCGAUACGAGGUCGAUCACUAAUGGGCUGUCUGAUAAGGAUCAGAAAAUCGAUCAAAUCGAACGGAAGUCGGUCACAGAUGGCCACUCUGACACCGAUAGUAGGUCUGACAGCGAUGGGCAGUCCGACACAGAUAGCAAGUCUUACACCGAUAGUAACUCUGACACCGAUAGAAAGUCUACCACCGAUGGCCAAUCUGACACCGAUGUGCAGUCGGACAUCGAUCUGAAGGCAGUCAACCUUGGGAAGUCGGACCACGAAGUGAAGUCUGACAGCUUUAGGAGCACAGACAGAGAUGGACAGUCAGAGAGAACUAAACAGUACAACAAUGAAAAGUACAACGGAGGACAAUAUAACGCAACAGAGCACAACAAUGCACAGAACUACUAUGGACGUCAGGUCUAUUACGGCGAACAAACCGACUACGGUGGACAGUACGAUAAUGUACAGUACGACUAUGAACAGUAUAACAAUGGAACGUGUAUCGGUGAAUCGUAUCACGUUGAACAGUAUAACGGUGAACCAUAUAUCGGUGGAGCGUAUAACGGUGUAGAAUAUAACGGUGAAGAGUAUAUGGGUGAACCGUAUAACGGUGAACCGUAUAACGGUGAACCGUAUAACGGUGAACCGUAUAACGGUGGGCAGUCUACUGUUGGACCGUAUAACGAUGAACAGAAUAAUGGUGGACAGCAUAACGUUGAACACUGUAACGGUAGACAAUAUAAGGGUGGACACAGCGACUACGGUGAAGAUAGUGUGUCCAGUGCACAAAGCGAUUCUGAUGGACAGAUCCGGUUAGGUAGACAGAGCGAACAAGGCGACAAUGGUAGCCAGUGCAAUGAUGGACAAAGAGACACCGGUGGAGAGCACAAGUACGGAGAACAAUAUGUCCACAGUAAACAGAUUGUAUGUAAUGGACAAAUGGAAAACGAUAGACAGAUUGACCAUGAUGGAGAAAGCGACGACGCCAGACAGUACACCGUUAGACGCUACAAUGGAAAGAUCGAUUACGAUGGACAGAUCGACUACGGUGGACAAUACAAUUAUAGUGGACAAGUUGACUACGGAGGAAAGAACGCAGAGAAAACAUCUGAUAUUCAGUGGUACCCUGCCGCUGAAUCUGAACUAGUACGGUUCGCCGCACAAGAGCAGACGGACGACAACGACGCCAAGGACGACGUGAACAGGACUGAUAAUAGCAAAACGAACAUGAUAUCCAAUGCUGAUGAUGAUUAUUUGCCACCACCGCCAAAAAGGGCCAAGGCGCCGACAUCGAACGCUAUUAAGGAGUCGGUGGUGCUACCCAUAGAUGAUGGGAUGCCUGAAUAAUGUCCAUGCAAUGGUAGAAGGAUAUGUACUAAAUGCAAAUGAAACUGGAGAUCCUGCAAAAGGGGAAACAAGAAAUUACGGAAAUAAUGCAGCUAUAGCACAUUUGAUGCGUCUCUCCAUCAAUUAUUGCAAAACUUAGAAUUGUCAGAUAUAAAUAUACGUAUAUUAUAUUAUAUAUAUAUUAUUAUA